CUUUUCCCCACAGCCACUCGACAGCGCUCAUGUUUGAUCACAGACUCUGGAGAAGGUUUGAGUUGUCCUUUCAUUCUCCGGUUCGCAUUAGAGAGCCUUUACAAUGCUGGCGAUGCAGUUGCUGAGAGGUGCAGUGAAGCAUCUUGGGAGCAGAUCCCCAUGCAGUGCUGAGCAGCUGAUUCCUGCAUUGCGUGGUCUCAGCUCAUCCUCACAACAGUUAUCCGUUUCUGGGAGAAAUCACGCGGCAUCCUGCGCUGACAGUGACAACCCCAAAAUCCUCAUCACGGGAGGGCUGGGACAGCUAGGGGUGGGGCUUGCCCAAUUGUUGAGGAGGCGAUUCGGAAAAAACAAUGUGAUCCUGUCUGACAUCCGGAAACCUCCCAGCCAUAUCUACCAUAGCGGUCCAUUCAUCUUCUCAGACAUCCUGGACUCCAAGAACCUGAGGGAGCUCAUAGUCAACAACAACAUCAGCUGGCUGGUUCACUAUUCAGCUGUGUUGUCGGCCGUGGGAGAGAACAACGUCGCCCUGGCUAAAGAGGUCAACAUCACGGGUCUCCAUAACAUAUUAGACAUAGCAACCGAACAUGGUCUGCGUGUGUUUGUCCCCAGCACAAUCGGUGCCUUUGGUCCGUCCUCCCCCAGAGACCCCACCCCUGAUCUGUGUGUGCAGAGACCACGCACCAUCUACGGUGUGUCCAAGGUCCACGCAGAGCUGAUGGGUGAGUACUACCACCACAGGUAUGGGCUGGAUUUCCGCUGCCUCAGGUACCCAGGCAUCAUCUCUGCUGACUCCCAGCCUGGAGGAGGAACUACAGACUAUGCCGUCCAGAUCUUCCAUGCAGCCGUGAAAAGCGGUCACUUCGAGUGCAACCUACGCAGCGACACACGGCUUCCUAUGAUGUACAUUGAUGACUGUGUCAGGGCUACUCUGGAGUUAAUGGAGGCUCCAGCGGACGCACUUGUCAGCCGCACCUACAAUAUCAGCGCCAUGAGCUUCACACCGCAGGACCUGACCCAGGAGAUCCAGAAAGUCCUGCCUGACCUCAGGGUGACCUACAACGUGGAUCCUGUCCGGCAGGCUAUAGCGGAGGGCUGGCCAAUGGUGUUGGAGGACAGCACAGCGAGGCGGGACUGGGGCUGGAAGCAUGAGUACGACCUCCCAGAGCUGGUGCAGACGAUGCUGACUCACAUCAAUCUGGGCAACCAGGUGGCACAAGCCUACUGAGCCUUUUCAAGCAUUUUAGUAGCAACUCCAUACGAAGCUUUACUUGAAAGUGAAUGUGACGUAGAGACGAGAGCCUUAUUAUGUCUGAUCACAUGAAAUCCUACAUGAAUACCAAAGGGUUGAUUUGACAAUAUAAUGGAGACAUAAACUUCAAUAUCUGAGGCAGAAGCAUUCCAGAUCACUCUAUAUCGCAUAUUUGAUUCGUUUUGCGGCUUUUUUCUCACCACCCUCCCCCUCUUUAUUCUCCAGCUUUUGUGCUUAACGUGCUGCAGUCACUACAGCAGCUGAAUGAACAUGAAGAGUUCUCUCUCUCUGAAUGUAUUAUAUGUAUGUAUUAUCAUCAUAUUGUGUGUGUAAGUGUGUUACCAGCCUGCAGUAUGCCUUAAGUGGGACUUCUGCCGUCCUCCAAACCAGUGGGUUUUUCUAAAAGCUGCACUCUAAAUGAAUAUGUACUGUAGUCAUAACCACUGACAGGCUUUACCUCUGCUACUGUUACUGCACAAACUGGUACCUUAGAAAGCAGCACUACAGGGAUAGUUGAUAGGUGCUUAGCUGCUGCUUCAGUUUUCUUAUGGGACUUUUCAGAAAAGGAAAGCAAGUAGGGCUGAUUGACGUUUGCACUGGAGUGUUUAGUUGUUAUUUUUAAUAUUUAAAUUGUAUGUAUUUUCCAUUUAGGAGCUGCAGUCUCGGUGCUAAAUAUUUCUGAAUGAUGAAUCAGUUCAUGUAUUAGCAGUUUUCUGACUGAUUUAGAAGGAUGUCUUCUGUUUCGCAGCUGUGUAGAAUGAAUUAAAGGGAUAUUGUUUUUUUAAUAUUUGUUAUUUAUAAUGUAGCUUUUUCUUUCGAAUCAAGAGGAUGACUUUUUCAAGAAAAAUAAAUCCUUGUAUGAAA
This is a messenger RNA of Amphiprion ocellaris (clown anemonefish), 2113 nucleotides long. RefSeq names its product L-threonine 3-dehydrogenase, mitochondrial-like. Gene Ontology annotation, molecular function: L-threonine 3-dehydrogenase activity. The transcript has 10 exons. NCBI's taxonomy places the organism in Eukaryota, Metazoa, Chordata, Actinopteri, Pomacentridae. The record is from RefSeq and is a predicted model, not a curated record. Bases 104 to 1225 code for a protein of 373 amino acids. Gene Ontology annotation, biological process: L-threonine catabolic process.